This is a messenger RNA of Lachancea thermotolerans CBS 6340, 1497 nucleotides long. It is a transcript of the gene LPD1, whose product is annotated as dihydrolipoyl dehydrogenase. Gene Ontology annotation, cellular component: oxoglutarate dehydrogenase complex; mitochondrion. The transcript has a single exon. The coding region runs from base 1 to 1497 and encodes 498 amino acids. NCBI's taxonomy places the organism in Eukaryota, Fungi, Ascomycota, Saccharomycetes, Saccharomycetales, Saccharomycetaceae. The record is from RefSeq and is a predicted model, not a curated record. Gene Ontology annotation, molecular function: flavin adenine dinucleotide binding; dihydrolipoyl dehydrogenase (NADH) activity.
AUGUUGAGAAUGAGACUACAAGCGGGUGCUUCGCGCCGUUUUUUAAGCGGCACUUCGCGCAUGCUUGCGGAGAAGAAGAAGCAUGAUCUCGUGGUGGUUGGCUCCGGCCCCGGUGGCUACGUGGCUGCCAUCAAGGCCGCACAGCUUGGCUUCGACACGGCUUGCGUGGAGAAGCGUGGCAGAGCCGGUGGUACCUGUUUAAACGUUGGGUGCAUCCCUUCCAAGGCGUUGCUGAACAACUCCCAUUUGUACCAUCAAAUGAAACACGAGGCUAAACAGAGGGGUAUCGACAUCAGCGGAGACGUCUCCGUUAACGUCGCCCAGCUGCAGAAAGCCAAGGAUACCUCCGUCAAGCAGUUGACGGGUGGUAUUGAGAUGCUGUUCAAGAAAAACGGCGUCACGUACUACAAGGGCCACGGCUCCUUCGAAGACGAAAACAACAUCAAAGUCUCUCCAGUAGAGGGCGUCGAGGGCAGCGUCACCGAAGAGACAAUUUUGGAGGCCAAGAACAUCAUCGUGGCUACAGGUUCUGAGGUGACGCCGUUCCCAGGGAUCAAGAUCGAUGAAGAGAGAAUCGUUUCUUCAACCGGUGCUCUAUCCCUCAAAGAGGUCCCCAAGAGACUGGCGAUUAUCGGUGGUGGUAUCAUCGGGCUGGAGAUGGGCUCUGUUUACUCCAGACUGGGCUCCAAGGUCAGCGUGGUUGAAUUCUUGCCUAAGAUUGGUGCCACUAUGGACGACGAAGUUGCAUCCGCCACUCAGAAGUUUUUGAAGAAGCAGGGCUUCGACUUCAAGCUGGGAACCAAGGUUCUCUCUGCUGAGCGGAACGGCGAUGUCGUGAACAUCGAGGUUGAAAAUGUCAAGAGCGGGAAGAAAGAGUCCUUGGAGGCAGAUGUUCUUCUGGUUGCGAUUGGUAGAAGGCCUUACAUCCAGGGCCUAAACGCCGAGAAGCUGGGCCUGGAAGUUGACAAGAGAGGUCGCCUGGUCAUUGAUGAACAGUUCAACACUAAGUUCCCCCACAUCAAGGUCAUCGGUGACGUAACCUUUGGCCCUAUGUUGGCUCACAAGGCUGAAGAAGAAGGUAUUGCCGCUGUGGAGUACUUGAAGGAGGGCCACGGUCACGUUAAUUAUGCCAACAUUCCAUCCGUUAUGUAUACCCAUCCAGAGGUCGCUUGGGUCGGAAAGACUGAGGAACAGUUGAAGGAAGCUGGCAUCUCUUAUAAGAUUGGUAAGUUCCCAUUCAUGGCUAACUCCAGAGCUAAGACCAACCAAGACUCUGACGGCUUUGUCAAGAUUUUGAUUGACGCUGAGACCGAGAGGAUCUUGGGCGCUCACAUCAUUGGUCCUAAUGCCGGUGAGAUGAUUGCUGAGGCAGGCCUUGCUUUGGAAUACGGCGCUUCCGCAGAAGACGUUGCUCGUGUGUGCCAUGCCCACCCAACUCUUUCCGAAGCUUUCAAGGAGGCUAACUUGGCUGCUUAUUCCAAAUCAAUUAACUUUUAG